Messenger RNA from Monosiga brevicollis MX1, 1335 nucleotides. RefSeq lists its product as uncharacterized. The record is from RefSeq and is a predicted model, not a curated record. The coding region runs from base 1 to 1335 and encodes 444 amino acids. The transcript has 3 exons. NCBI's taxonomy places the organism in Eukaryota, Choanoflagellata, Craspedida, Salpingoecidae.
AUGGAGGUGAUCACGCCCCGUCGCAACUAUCAAAUGACCGCCGAUAGGUUGGUAGCCCUGAUUCUUCGAUUGCUCCAGCAAGCCAAGUCUCUUUCCUCGAGGGAUGCCUUCACCCUUGGUGGUCAUGCUUGCAGUGAACAGGAGCUCCGUGAAUGGGCGUGGACCAUAGAGCGCUCCAUCGGCAUUCUGCGGGAACAGAUACUCGUGUCUCAGCGCCUCACUGCGUCAUUGCUCAUCGUGGUCUGCCUGCCAAUGGGCCGCUGCCUUGGGUGCAAUCAGAAACGAGUGUACAUGCUACGGGCUCCUAACGAGGGCGAGCUCCUGGACUGGCUUCGGACUCUCGAGCGAGCGGGCUGUUUGGUCGGCACUGCCGAUGCCUCAUCGGCCACCAUGUUUUACGAUGAUGUUGGCGAUUCCGACUCGGACGAUGACGGCAGUUCUACUGCCCUUGGCGCUGCCUUGUCUGCGGUACGCAUGCUCUAUCAGCGCCCCACUCAGCCAGACAGCGCCCUUCUUGGCCACGAUCGCCGCUCUUUCUUUGGUGCUUGCAAAUCGCGAGAUGGCCCUGAACUGUGGCUGCCAAUCGCCUCACGCAUCUACCCCCGCGCCAACGUCUGCUUCCCUUCAUGCCUUCCAAAGAUUGCGGACCGCGCGUCACCCGAUGUCAAAGACAACUCCCCUGAUCGCCAGAGUGGCCUCGUCAAGCAUCGUGCACAAACGGCGGCAGUCACCUAUGGCAAUCUGGCCGCGCCCGUGAGCGACCUCGACUUUAGUACCUUCGACUCCUUUCAAGAUUUGCAUAAGUAUCUUCAGCCCCAAUGCCUGGUUGUUGCUGGUCUCAAGGGAGCCGGCCCUGGACCUCGUACUCCAACCCUCGCUCGCGCUACAGUACCCGAUGAAGCCACUCGCAUGCCGCCCGGUGAUGUGACCGUGAGUCUCGAAGGAGGCAAGCGACGCUCCGUCACCCUCCGUACCACCAUGGAUGAUAACGUGCCUGCGCGUGCUGCCACCCUUACUCCACUCAACGAAGCCCCUCAUGCAUUCGACGCGGCCGCCAAUGUUGCCUCCCGCGACCCUGCAAGAAUGGGUGCCGCUGCCGCUCGCUUUGCGCGCACCAACCCGCAAGAGUGUCAGCUCUCAAGCUCGGGUCGCCGCCUUUCACGUUCCGCGCAGGACAUCCGCGCGCCCUCGGCCGCGGCCAGCCUCGCCAGCACCGCUGACGACGCCCCACCUGACCGAAGUCGAAGUUUCAGCCUCAAUAAUCCCUUCAAUGUUGACGAGCUUCGUAAGGCUGGUUAUCGUCCAGAUGCCAGUCUCGGCCAUUCGCCUGCGUAG